This is a messenger RNA of Guillardia theta CCMP2712, 1362 nucleotides long. RefSeq lists its product as hypothetical. The transcript has 2 exons. Lineage: Eukaryota; Cryptophyceae; Pyrenomonadales; Geminigeraceae. The record is from RefSeq and is a predicted model, not a curated record. Bases 1 to 1362 code for a protein of 453 amino acids.
AUGCAACCCCGCAGGAAACGAGGUAGAACGGAUCUGUCGAGAGAGCAUUUGUACCCAGGGCACGCAGACGAUGGAGGACCUGCCGUGAUAACGAUCUCGGACGAUGACGAGGAAGUAGUUGACAAGGAAAAGGAAGCUCUGAUACAGGAGCUAAAUCAGACCAGAGAGGCCAUGAAAACUGAAAUGCAGAAAGCCAAAGAUCUUGAUUCCAAGUGCACCAAACUUCAAGAGCAGCUGGUUCAAAAUAGAAAGAGACCUGAACAAGACCUCCGAGGAAAUCAUCAAGACAUGGAAAAACAAACUAGAUUGCUGCAGGCAAAGCUUCGUGAAAACGAAAGACUCAAGACUGAGGUCGAAAACAUGAGAACAGAACUUGGCGAAACACAGAGACAGAUUUUCGACGAGCAGAAGCAGCGCAAAGCCGCUGAGGAAGCCCGCGUGGCUGCUGAGAGCAAAUGCUCGGAGGUGAUGAAGAACAGCAAAAGCCUCGAGGCCAGUCUUGGGCAAGAGCGGAAGAGACGCGAGGAGCUGGAGGCUCGAGCUGCAUCCCAGCAGGAAGAAAUGGAUGUCCUUCGCGAGCAGGUUCAGGAGGAGCAGACGAAGCGGAAAGGCACAAACUCGAAGUUACAGAAAUUGAAGAAGCAGCACCAAGAAGAGGUCGAGGCGAAAGAGGGUCUUGAGGCCAGUCUUGGGCAAGAGCGGAAGAAACGCGAGGAGCUGGAGGCCCGAGCUGCAUCCCAGCAGAAAAGCUUGCAUGAUCUACACGGGCAGAUUGACAAGGAGCAGAAGCAGCGCAAAGCCGCUGAGGAAGCCCGCGUGGCUGCUGAGAGCAAAUGCUCGGAGGUGAUGAAGAACAGCAAAAGCCUCGAGGCCAGUCUUGGGCAAGAGCGGAAGAGACGCGAGGAGCUGGAGGCCCGAGCUGCAUCCCAGCAGGAAGAAAUGGAUGUCCUUCGCGAGCAGGUUCAGGAGGAGCAGACGAAGCGGAAAGGCACAAACUCGAAGUUACAGAAAUUGAAGAAGCAGCACCAAGAAGAGGUCGAGGCGAAAGAGGGUCUUGAGGCCAGUCUUGGGCAAGAGCGGAAGAAACGCGAGGAGCUGGAGGCCCGAGCUGCAUCCCAGCAGAAAAGCUUGCAUGAUCUACACGGGCAGAUUGACAAGGAGCAGAAGCAGCGCAAAGCCGCUGAGGAAGCCCGCGUGGCUGCUGAGAGCAAAUGCUCGGAGGUGAUGAAGAACAGCAAAAGCCUCGAGGCCAGUCUUGGGCAAGAGCGGAAGAGACGCGAGGAGCUGGAGGCUCGAGCUGCAUCCCAGGAGCAGAGGUCCAAGCCAAGCAACAAGAGCUCGACCAGCUGCGUGAAGAACUGA